GGCCCCGCCGCUGGGCCCCGCGGGGCGGCCGCAUACCCCCCGCGGGCGCGGAGUCGAUCCUUGCCCCGACGAGAGGCGAUGGCGCUGCACCCGCGCAGGGUGCGCCUGAAGCCGUGGCUGGUGGCCCAGGUGGACAGCGGCAUGUACCCGGGCCUCAUCUGGCUGAACCGAGAGGCCAAACGGUUCCAGAUCCCCUGGAAGCAUGCGACCCGGCACAGCCCGCAGCACGAGGAGGAGAACACCAUCUUCAAGGCAUGGGCUGUGGAAACGGGAAAAUACCAGGAAGGAGUGGAUGAGCCAGACCCUGCGAAGUGGAAAGCCCAGCUCCGGUGUGCUCUGAACAAGAGCCGGGAAUUCAACCUGAUGUACGAUGGCACCAAGGAGGUGCCCAUGAAUCCCAUCAAAAUCUAUGAAGUGUGUGAUAUUCCCCAGUCCCAGGGAUCAAUCAUUAAUCCAGGUUCCACUGGCUCAGCUCCGUGGGAUGAAAAGGAUAACGACCUUGAUGAUGAAGAGGAGGAGGAACUGAAUCAAUCUCAGCAUGUCCCCAUUCAAGAGACAUUUCCAUUUCUUAAUAUCAAUGAUUCUUCGAUGGCUCCUGCCAGUGCAGAAAACUGCAGCCCUGAAACUGUUUGGCCAAAGAAUGAACCUCUAGAUAUGGAAAUGCCCCCAACUGCACUGCAGCAUGACUUCUUCAGCAGCCCCGAGCUCUGGAUCAGCUCUCUGCCAAUGACAGACCUAGAAAUCAAGUUUGAGUACCGAGGGAAGGAGACUGGACCAACGACGACCGUAAGCAACCCGCAGGGAUGCAGACUCUUCUAUGGCGAGCUGGGUCCCAUGCCAGACCAGGAGGAGCUCUUUGGGCCUAUUAGUUUGGAGCAAGUGAAGUUUCCAGGCACAGAGCAAAUCACCAAUGAAAAGCAGAAGAUCUUCACAAGUCGUCUGCUGGAUGUUAUGGACAGGGGACUGAUCCUGGAGGUCAGUGGCCAUGCCAUCUACGCUGUCCGGCUCUGCCAGUGCAAGGUGUACUGGUCUGGUCCCUGUGCACCCUCCUCCACCACACCAAAUUUGAUCGAGAGGCAAAAGAAAGUCAAACUCUUCUGCCUGGAAACAUUCCUAAGUGAGCUGAUUGCCCACCAGAAAGGACAAAUUGAGAAACAGCCACCAUAUGAGAUCUACUUCUGUUUUGGAGAAGAGUGGCCUGAUGGAAAACCCAGGGAGAGGAAGCUGAUUGUGGUUCAGGUCAUUCCAGUGGUGGCUCGGAUGAUCUACGAAAUGUUCUCCGGGGACUUUGCGCGCUCCUUCGACAGCGGCAGCGUGCGCCUCCAGAUCUCCACACCUGACAUCAAGGACAACAUCGUGGCUCACCUGAAGCAGCUCUACAGGCUGCUGCAGAACCACCAGGAGGGGUGGCCAAUGCCAGCCCCCCCCAUGCACAUGGCACAGCCGCUGCCAGCGCAGUGACAGACGCUUUGCUUUGCCUGUAUGUACAACAUAAGAAACCAUGGGGCGAGACCACGCCUUAACAAGUGCCUUGCCUUAAACCAGAGUGAAAUCUGUCAGCCUAGUUCUCUGUUUCAGCAGUCCAUGGUGCUUUUAGUGUUGGAGGUGUUUGAAACUGAGGAGAUGACACCUGUAGCUCCUUCACUGGGUUCAGCAGUUUGCUUUUGCAACCAAUCUGUACAAACCAGAUUUGCAGUUCUGUAAUGUUGUUGGGUUUGAUCCACUACUGAUGUAUUGUAUAUAAAUAUUUGAUCAUUAGAGAGGGGGAGGGGGAGGGGACACUACCAAUCUGUGCUCUAUUAAAACUGGCUGGAGAAUAUCACCUUGUCUAAUUUUCUUUGUCCUUUUAACUGCAAGAGGCAAGUGGUUGACACUUUUUUUAUAGCUAUAUAUAUAAGUAAAAGCCUGGUCUGCACCCUCUGAGAAACCACCUGAAUCACUGAAUGGUUGAGGUUGGAAGGGACCUCAAAGCUCAUCCCUCCACCAUAGGUAAGGUCACCUCCCCCCUAGAACAGGUCACUCAAAGCCUCAUCCAGACUGGUCCUGAACACCUCCAGGGAGGUUGUGGGGCACAGAAUGACCAAAUGUGACCUUUGAUGAAAUGAAAUGUAAAAAUGAAAUAAAAUCGUGAUUAAAAUAA
Messenger RNA from Pogoniulus pusillus (Red-fronted tinkerbird), 2140 nucleotides. RefSeq names its product interferon regulatory factor 6 (gene IRF6). Gene Ontology annotation, molecular function: DNA-binding transcription factor activity, RNA polymerase II-specific; RNA polymerase II cis-regulatory region sequence-specific DNA binding; protein binding. The coding region runs from base 79 to 1461 and encodes 460 amino acids. The record is from RefSeq and is a predicted model, not a curated record. NCBI's taxonomy places the organism in Eukaryota, Metazoa, Chordata, Aves, Piciformes, Lybiidae. The transcript has 8 exons. Gene Ontology annotation, biological process: immune system process; regulation of transcription by RNA polymerase II. Gene Ontology annotation, cellular component: nucleus.